CUUGAAUUCUCACUCACUCACUUCACAAGACGCAAGUGACACCGUCACCUCUCUCUCUCUCUCUCUCUCUCUCUCUCUCCAGAUCUCUUCGCUUUGACCAUUUUCGUGGAGAGAGUAAAUGAGCACAAAAACAAAGGCUUAUGUAUUUGUCUUUCUAACCCUUUUCAAAUUUCCCAUAAAUUUUUACUCUUGUUUCGAUUUACGGAACAAUUAUAAUAAUAAUAUCCUUAAAUUCUGUACAUUGGAUAAUGGGUGUUUCUUUGGUCUGAUUCAUAAAAAUGUCGCAAAGGGUUAUCCUCGUCAACAAGUAAGACUCUUGGGCUUCUGAGUUAAGGGUUUUCUCGUUUCGGGAAAGGAGGGAUUUUGAGAUGGAGAAAAAACGUUCCAAGGGAAGUUUCCUUAGUUUGUUUGAUUGGAAUGCCAAAUCUCGGAAGAAGCUUGUUUGGAACAAUCCAACCUUACCUGAGGUUUCAAAGCAUGGAAAGGAAAAUCUAGAGAAUUUGCCAGACUCGCAGUUCUAUAGGAUAAAGGGGGAUGAGAAUGGAGCAAGUCCGAGUGAUAUUGCAAGUAGUGAUUUUAACUGCGCCGUAUCAGGUUGUAGUGAUGAAGGGUGUGGUAGUAAAGCCCCUGGGUUAGUAGCAAGACUCAUGGGUUUGGAUUCGUUGCCGACUUCAGAAGUCGGUGAGCUUUCCGGCGCUUCAUUUUACAGCUCCAACUCUCAUGGAGGUUCUCGUUAUAAUGCGGGUGAUCUUCGUUUCACAGAUGACUUCCGUCGCGCCGACUACUUAAACACACCACUUAAGCUGGAGAAGUCUUCUUGGGAUGCCAUGGAAUCAAAGGCACGUAAAAUGGAAAACCGGCCAAUGAAGAGAUUUCAAACUGAAAUGUUGCCUCCAAAGUCGGCUAAACCCAUUCCCGUUACUCACAAUAGAUUAUUGUCUCCCAUCAAGAGUAAUGGUUUUCUGCCGUCGAAGAAUGCAGCUCACAUAAUGGAGGCGGCUGCCAAAAUAAUUGAUGGAAGCCCUCAGCCAUAUACGAGGAAUCGAAUGCUAUCAUCCGGGUCUUCAUCUGUUCCCAUAAGAAUUCUUGAUUUGAAAGAGAGAUUGGAAGCUGCACAAUAUGCACCCGGAAAGCUAGCGGAUCAGAACAAUACCAACCCUUCAAAUUACAAACCUAGUGAGAGGAGCUCUAAUCUGUACAAGUCUACAUCGGCAUUCAAGGGUUCAAGAGAUUCUGAAAAACGAAGUUCGUGUCAUUUAACAAGUAAAGGAAAAUCAGGUUCUCUUGCAAUGGCAUCAAAAACCAAUGCUCAAAGCCGAGAUACAUUGGUUUCAAAUGGAAAUAGGAAAUAUAUGAGGCAGAAAGAACAGAAUGAUAUAAAGUCAAACCAGCCCACAAGGAACCAGAAAUCAAUUGUAAACCGAGCGUUGCCGCAGAAAACAAAUGCAAAACGUAAUAGCAAUGUGCUGGUACAGAAUGAUCAAAAGCAAAACAGCAUGAUUUCUAAAGGUAAAUCAGCCUCGAAAAUAGAUUCAAACAAGCCAACAACACGAGGUUCUUCUUCUGAAAGUUCUACUGGAAUCAGAAAGGCAACAAACAAGGGUGCUACAAAUGUCAAUCUUCCGCCUAAAAGGUCAAGCUCUAGGGCAACUGAUAACCGAAAGGAGUUUCCCCCGUCCAAAUCACAAAGUGUUUCCCAAAAGAAAAAGUAUAACAGCAGAAGUGUUCACGAGGCAAGAAGUCCUGAUCAUGCAAGAAAUGAUUGCGAAAGCAAGUCCAUAAAAUGCAAUUUUACAACUGAUGGAAGUGUUGCUCAGAAUGCAUUUAACAUGAAUGAAAGCAGUGAUGUUAUUUCAUUUACAUUUACUUCUCCCUUGAGGAAAAACACGGUGGAGACACUAUCCUCUUCUGACCAAGUGACGGAAACCAGAACUAGAUUUGGUGUCGACUCUCUUGGGCAUAGUGAUAAUCUUCAUCCCAAAAAAUUAUCACUAUCUCCGACACAUAUGAUAGAUAGUGAUGCAUUGAGUGUUCUGUUGGAGCAAAAGCUGCAAGAGUUAACAUCGAGACUUAACUUGCCUCAAUGUACCCUAGCCUCGGAAGAGCCUUCUACUGGUUUGAAAUCUAGUUUGCAAGAUAAAACAUCCAGUAUGGUAAACACCACAGCUAAGGAACAGGAUGAAAUGUUCAGUGAUGAACUUAAUAGAAUGCAUAGCUAUCGAUUUUAUUCAAGUGAUGAGCCAGCGCUUAACAUGAAUCAGCAACUGCAGACAUUGGAAUUAAGGGAAGAUCCUAGGUAUAGCAGCAACAAUGAAAGUGGAAAUGAUCUAGGUUGUCAACAUUCCAACGCGGAUACAAACUUUCAAGCUCCUUCUGUCAGUGAAAGUUACAUGGAUAGUGAAGACAGUACAUACGGCAGCACGGUUUAUUCUUCCAUGCAAGAUGAAGAAGUAUCUAAUAUUUCCCAGAUAAACAACGGGUCUGAAUCAUUUGAAAAUGAAGUGACUUCGUCAGAGCAAAGCUCUUCCGUAUCUACCGUGCGCAACAUGUCUGUCACACAAAUAAUCAGAAUACCGAACAUGGUAGAUUUUAAAAGAUCAGGCAUUAUGGAACUUGAUUAUGUACAUAACAUACUCAGCAAUGCAGAGUUUCUGGCAGAAGAAUUCAUCAUGGGUCGAACUAGCACUGUCAUAAUGCCAAAUCUCUUCGAUCUGUUGGAGAAUCAUAGUACCGGAACAACAACAUAUUGUGGAGAGGAAGAGUACUCUAAGCUUGAAAGGAAGGUUUUAUUCGACUAUGUGAGUGAAUGCUUAGAGUUGAGAUGUGAAAAAGCUUUUGUUGGAACUUGCAAAUCAAGGCCUAGAUGGAUGACAUCGACGACUCAGAGGAAGAACAUGUUGGCAGAAGAAUUGUACAAAGAGAUGUUGAGUUUUAGGAACAUGGAAGAUGUUAUGGCAGAUGAACUUUUGAGCAAUGACAUGAGUAAUGGAUAUGGGAAAUGGCUUGACUUUGAAAUUGAAGCAUUUGAAGAAGGGUUAGAGGUUGAAGAGGACAUACUAGAAUCUUUGAUUGAUGAAUUGGUUUCUGAUUUGUUGGUUCUUUAGCUAACCAUUGGUAGAUUCCAUUUUUUAAAAUUAUAAAUUGUAGUAUGUAAUGAUUAUGAAGUAAAGUUGUUAAUACCAUUAAUUGAAAUUCUGAAAAAAAACUCAGCAGUAGAACAUAACAUAAUAACAUCUACUCAGUUUCAUGUUCAAAUUACGCCGAGUGCUAACAAUUCUUGUGUUAUGUCAAUUCAUACAGAGUUUUGUUCUGACUUUAAAUGAAUAUCUGAUAUUGAAUGGUCAGAAAAACAACUUAUGGCGUCUAUUUGGAGUUUUUUGGUUGAUGUGGUUUGGAUGGGAGGGUGAGACCAAUUGAAAAUGACAAGAUGGGUAGACCAAAGGGAAAUGCUGAGCACAUGGCUCCUCUGUUGUAUUAUUAUGUAACAGAAUGUGUCUUGUUGUUUCAUCCACGAUGUUAAUGAGUCUCAUAUGAGAUAAUUAUGUGCAGUUGACAUUAACAACACGCCAUGUGGUUUCUAACAUUAUUUUCUUC
Molecule: messenger RNA, 3594 nt
Organism: Vicia villosa (hairy vetch)
Lineage: Eukaryota; Viridiplantae; Streptophyta; Magnoliopsida; Fabales; Fabaceae
Exons: 6
Coding region: 369-3104 (911 amino acids)
Source: RefSeq, a predicted model, not a curated record